CGGUUGGAAAUACGAAAACUUCCGGUGAACUUCCUGGUUUUGUUUGCAUAGCGGCUAACUUUGCUAGCUAUGUCAUUUCCAACUAUUUAAAACGCUCUUUGUAUGUCCGUGAGUCAAACUGUGUUGGAAACGUUAAAACGCACUCUGUCGUUGACAAGACCUGCAAUGGCUUGCUCUUAGUCAUGCAAGUAACGUUAGUUGAAAUGUAGUAACUGUUAGCUAACGGCUAACUUGACAGCUAAUGUAGCUAGGAUAGGAAUAGGAUAUGCUGUUAGGAAGUUAGCCGGCCAACACUGAUUAUGUUUCUGCUUAUUCGUCUGUUAUGCUUCUACUUGUUUUAAAUAACUUCUGCGCUAUGGACACCGAGGGAAUAGAGAUCCGUAUAAAGACUCCCGUCGGGGAUAUGGACUCAUCCGUGGACUGCCCAUCACUUUUGAGCUUCAAUGACUUGUUGGUCGCUAUAAGGGAUGUCAUGCCCGAAACCACAAUCACUGCGUUUGAAUAUGAGGAUGAGGUGGGCGAUAGAAUCACUGUGAGGAGUGAUGAAGAACUCAAAGCCAUGUUGUCAUAUUACUGCAAUAAUGUGAAGGAGCAGCGGAUGAAUGGCCUACUGCCUGAGCCUCUCCAGAUAUUUCCUCGAGCCGGCAAGACUCCAGGGAUCCGGAACAUACACGGCCUGAAGGUGAACACAAGGCCCAAUGACUGUUCCCCCGCCGCCAUCGGCUCUAUGCCCAACAAUAGUCCCAGUCUAAAGAAGUCCUCCGCAGAACUAAAGAAGAUUUUGACUAAUGGACAGAUCAAUGGCCAAGACAUACAAUACCAGGAGCAGCUUGGCCAUGGAAACGGAGGGACCGUGUACAAAGCGUACCAUCUUCUCGGCAACAGAGUGUUGGCGGUGAAGACCACAGCUAGCACUGAGAUGCAGAGCCACUGCACCAGUCAGGAGGCCCCUGUAACUGAGCCUGUUUAUUAUUUUUGCAGCCUUUGCUGUCACCCUUAUUGUCGUGUUUUUCUCUUUCUACAGUUGGCACUGGGCGCUUUCCCCUAUCCACAGAUUCAGAAAAACCAAGGAUCUUUAAUGCCUCUCCAGUUACUGCAAUGCAUCGUUGAUGAGGAGCCUCCUGUUCUUCCUCUGGGUCAGUUCAGCCAGAAGUUUGUCCACUUCAUCACACAGUGCAUGAAGAGACUCCCCAAAGAGAGGCCUGCUCCUACCAACCUUAUGGACCAUGCCUUCAUCCUGCUCUACGACGAUGGCAAUGCGGAGGUGGUGUCCAUGUGGGUGUGUCGCUGCCUAGAGGAGCGGAGAGCCCAGGCUCAGGGACAGAUGUGACCCCCGUAAACACAGGAGAUCACAGAGAAGUUAAGUGGUCGAGGGUAUCAUGUAGGGCCAGGAUGACACCAGUAUCUCUAUACUCGUUAAUAUCGUGGCAAAGAAACAAAACACCAAGCGAUUUUAACUUCGUUAGGAAAACAGUCCUGAUGUUGGAAACAAAACAUCAUUAUGAUGUCAUCCAGAGUCACAUGUAUUUAUUUUCUAUCUAUAGCUCACAAUAUUUUACAUACAGCAGGUGUUUAAAGGACUGAAAGAGUUUGGUCUGCUUUGUGUUUUCAUUUUUGCCAUAGAAACAAUAUUGAGAUACUGGUAUGGUCCCGGCCCUAAUAUCAUGCCCCAAUCUCUCUGGACUUUCACCAUUCGUGAACCCCAGGAGUGGACAGUAAAUAUCAAAGACACGGUUUCUAAAACGUAUUGAAGACGUCCAUGGUGUAAAGAGGCCGUUUGUACGUCCAACGUCAGUAAGCCAAGAGGAUACUGGAUCUUUACAACUGAACGUUCGUUGCAAGUGGAACUUUGUUAUCUGGGCCCUUGGCGUGUUGACUGAUGUCUUGAUGGUGUAUGCUGGCGACUCUUACACUCCAAACCUGGCCGUGUGUUGACUGAUGUCUUGAUGGUGUAUCCUGGCGACUCUUACACUCCAAACCUGGCCGUGUGUUGACGCUGCUUUAUCAAUGAAUUUACAAGUGAGUGGGGCUUAUUCCGUGACUGUUUGCCUACUGAGUUAUUUCUAACUCAGAGAGACUUUAGACAGAAUGUCAGAGUAAGUGAUCAACGAUGAGAUGGGGCUUGAAAACCCAAAUGGCUUUACAAUAACAAAGAAGUGCUAUUUUCCAGGAUGACGCUCGGACAACCUGUUACGCUUUAUUGUUGGCAGCUUUCUAGUGGAGGUGUGGCGGUGUGUACGGCAGUAACCCCUGUGUGUGUACGGCAGUAACCCAUGUGUAUGUUACCCAUGUGUGUGUACGGCAGUAACCCAUGUGUGUGUACGGCAGUAACCCAUGUGUGUGUACGGCAGUAACCCAUGUGUGUGUACGGCAGUAACCCCUGUGUGUGUACGGCAGUAACCCCUGUGUGUGUACGGCAGUAACCCCUGUGUGUGUACGGCAGUAACCCCUGUGUGUGUACGGCAGUAACCCCUGUGUGUGUACGGCAGUAACCCCUGUGUGUGUACGGCAGUAACCCAUGUGUGUACGGCAGUAACCCCUGUGUGUGUACGGCAGUAACCCAUGUGUGUGUACGGCAGUAACCCCUGUGUGUGUACGGCAGUAUCCCAUGUGUGUGUACGGCAGUAACCCCUGUGUGUGUACGGCAGAAACCCCUGUGUGUGUACGGCAGUAACCCCUGUGUGUGUACGGCAGUAACCCCUGUGUGUACGGCAGUAACCCCUGUGUGUACGGCAGUAACCCCUGUGUGUGUACGGCAGUAAUCCAUGUGUGUGUACGGCAGUAACCCAUGUGUAUGUUACCCAUGUGUGUGUACGGCAGUAACCCCUGUGUGUGUACAGCAGUAACCCCUGUGUGUGUACGGCAGUAACCCAUGUGUGUGUACGGCAGUAACCCCUGUGUGUGUACGGCAGUAACCCAUGUGUGUGUACGGCAGUAACCCAUGUGUGUGUACGGCAGUAACCCCUGUGUGUGUACGGCAGUAACCCAUGUGUAUGUUACCCAUGUGUGUGUACGGCAGUAACCCCUGUGUGUACGGCAGUAUCCCAUGUGUGUGUACGGCAGUAACCCAUGUGUGUGUACGGCAGUAACCCAUGUGUGUGUACGGCAGUAACCCAUGUGUGUGCCUAAUGUUUUUACAAUGACGUUUCUGUGACAUUACUUUACCUCAUCGAGAUACAUAUAUAUAUAUAUAUAUAUAUAUAUAUAUAUAUAUAUAUACGAAAAUAUGUGGACACCACUUCAAAUUAGUGGAAUUGGCUAUUUCAGCCACACUCGUUGCAGACGGGUGUAGAAAAUCGAGCACACAGCCAUGCACUCUCCAUAGACAAACAUUGGCAAUAGAAUGGCUUUACAGAAGAGCUUAGUGAAUUUCAAAGUGGCACCGUCACAGGAUGCCACCUUUCCAACAAGUCAGUUCGUAAAAUUUCUGCCCUGCUAGAGCUGCCCUGAUCAACUGUGAGUGCUGUUAUUGUGAAGUGGAAACGUCUAGGAGCAACAACAGCUCAGCGGCAAAGUGGUAGGCAAUGCAAGUUCACAAAAUGGGACCGGCAAGUGCUGAAGCGCGUAGUGUAAAGAUUGUCUGUCCUCAGUUGCAACACUCCCUACCGAGUUCCAAACUAACUCUGGAAGCAACGUCAGCACAAUAACUGUUUGUCGCGAACUUCAUGAAAUUGGUUUCCAUGGCCAAGCAGCCUUACACAAGCGUUGGCUGGAGUGGUGUAAAGCUCGCCGCCAUUGGACUCUGGAGCAAUGGAAACGCGUUCUCUGGAGUGAUGAAUCACACUUCACCAUCUGGAAGUCCGACAGACAAAUCUGGGUUUGGCAGAUGCCAGGAGAACGCUACCUGCCCCAAUGCAUAGUGUCAACUGUAAAGUUUGGUGGAGGAAUAAUGGUCUUGGGCUGUUUUUCAUAGUUUGGCCCCUUAGUUCCAGUGAAGGGAAAUCUUAACGCUACAGAAUACAAUGACAUUCUAGACGAUUCUGUACUUCCAACUUUGUGGCAACAGUUUGGGGAAGGGCCUUUCCUGUUUCAACAUGACAAUGUCCCGUGCACAAAGCGAGGUCCAUACAGAAAUGGUUUGUCGAGAUCGAUGUGGAAGAACUUGACUGGCCUGCACAAAGCCCUGACCUCAACCUCAUCGAACACCUUUGGGAUAAAUUGGAACACCGGCUGCGAGCCAGGCCUAAAUCGCCCAAUGUCAUUGCCUAACCUCACUAAUGCUCUUGUGGCUGAAUGGAAGCAAGUCCCCACAGCAAUGUUCCAACAUCGAGUGGAAAGCCUUCCCAGAAGAGUGUAGGCUGUUAUAGCAGCAAAAGGGUGACGAACUCCAUAUUAAUGGCCUUGAUUUUGGAAUGAGAUGUUCGACAAGCAGGUGUCCACAUCCUUUUGGUCGUGUCGUGUAUAAUGGCCUCAGUAGUAGUAGUAGUGAUACAGGGCGACCAUUUUGCUCACAUAUGCAUCUAAAUAUUUUGCUGUGUGAAAAUCAUCUAGAUAAUUGUUGCAAUGAUUGCUUCACUGUACCGCAGCUCCUAAGUGCCAUGGAGAAUACACUGAGUGCAGAUUCAUGACAGUCAUGCUUGCACCAUUACUACAAAGAAAAUAGCUUGUUACGUCAAAUAUUUUUUAUUGUGCUCUUAAAUUUCUUUGUGUGCUGCUAAAUUUUUCAACUUAGGUGCACACGUGCUCCUUGUAAAAAUUUUAAAAAAGGUUAGCGUAGAGCCCUGUAGUAGUAGUAGCAGUAGUAGCAGUAGUAGUAGUAGUAGUAGCAGUAGUAGUAGUAGUAGAAGCAUUGCUUGGGGAUCCUACCCUUUACCAGGCCACAUUGUGGGGACUCUUCAACCACUCAGUGCCAUGGAGUUCUACUCUUCUAUUCUUCCAAACCUGUUAAUUAAUGAUGCAACACAAACAAACUUCACAACAACUUUGAGAAAAGUCUUAAAGUACUUUCCAUUUGUUAUUUAUGUUAAUUUGGAGACGAGCACCAGAUUUAUGGUUGAUGAUUCCAUUAACUCACCACCUGUAUAACCAUAUUUAUAUUAUUAUUCAAAUAUACUCCUUCACGUUGACUUCAUUUGAUUGUCCUUGACGUGGAACUGACAGCAUUUUAACUACUUUGCAGAUAUGAAACUACCAUAUCAGUAAAAAAUAUACAAUUCCCAGUUUAUGCUACAAAACCAACUUGUCAGAGGUUUUAAAAAUAGGUUAUAUUUGACAAGAACAUCCAUGACGUACAGUAAGGCAUUGUUGUCAGAAUAAAUGGAUAUAGUUCAAUGUAUGAUUAAUAUAGUCCCAAAAAAUUGCUAUCAGGUUGUAAAUUGCAGCUGGCCUGGUACACUGCAGCCUCCACCCAAUUCGGGAUGCUUGGUUUGUUUCAAUGACUCAAUCUUUUUUGGACAAAAACAGCUGGGAAUGUCAAUAUAUUCAAACUAGCAAGUGCAGUGAUCACAAGUCAGUCAUAAUGUGGCUAAUAGGCUAGCGUAUCUAUUUAGCAAGGUAAAAACACUGAGCCAAACGUUAGCUAGCUAGCUUCUGGGAAGUAUUGGGAGGAGGUCGGAGUCAUUGGGUGAGUGAGUGACUUUUUCCCCUCCGUUUUUUGGUGGCUACAGCUAAGAGAUGCAGGUGUCGUUUGGUUAGCUAGCAAGCAAGAAAUGUGAAUAGCUUUGCUAGCUAGCUAUGCUGACUGUUAUUCAGUUAGCAUAUAUCUUGCAUUCGUAAAUUAAUUCUGGCUAUCCACUCCGCCAGGGCGCAGAACCACUGACGAGUUUACGACGCGCAACACCCGCUGAAUAUGACCGUGUCAGUAAACGUAAGAAAAAAACGUAAUUCAAUUGUUGCCAGCAGCACAGUUAGUCACUAACUCUCUAGAUAAAAUGAAAACAGCCUAACCAGCUUUGCUAGGGUGCGUAAAAUGGUCAGAGUGAGAUGUUCUCUCAUUUGUAUCGAAGUAGCUAGCCAACUUUAGGCAGAGAUGGCUUAGGUGCUUGACUGCUGUUGAGGGACGCUGGGAUCAACGCUCCUCCGCGGACAGAGCGCACACUGCACUUAACGCUCGGUGAGAGAAACGCGCGGAAUGUACAGACAAUCUGACAACGCUCCAAAUGUAUGAAUACAGAGUGUACUAACACACGGGAAGCAAUUUACAAACGCACCCUUAGUUGUCAAUCAAAUGUAUUUGGCAUCAAUCAAAUGGACAGGCAGGCAAAUUCCCAUUCCGUUGUCAAAAACUAGGUUGGGACAAGCAUGCAUUGGCAGACAGGCUGCAGAACAGUGAGCAGGCUACUAUUCCCUUUUGUUUAUCAGUGCAAUUAUGACUGCCAACUAGCUGAAAUAAUUUGAGAGGGUUUAUCUAAUGUUCUCUCGUUAGAUUUUAGCUCAUCUCGCUCUGGCUAGCAUUAGUUGUUGAUCUUGUUGUGCAUAACUACGAUAGAGAGACUACCUUUUCAUGGUUGUUUGAUCAAUGACUGGAAAGUUCCCACAUGUAAGAAGACUGCUGUGGUAUUCACACACAUUUAUUUGCAGAAAUAAGUUCAGGUGUAUUUUGUGGCUUUUGGAGAAUGCGUUCUAAUGAGCUAAAGUCGCGCUGUUGCUACUGCCUGUAAACACACAGUCCAGUUCAAAGUAAAUGAUGGCAGGGCCCUGUGACAAAUUGCUUAUUUGCAUAAAGGCCUACUGUAGCUCUGAUUGGCGCACCCAGUCUGUGUGGACUCCGGUCCUGGACGAGACAGAUGUUUUUAAUAGGUUUUAUUUACUGCAGUGUCUACUCAUUGUCCAAACACACAGACGCUUUUCCACUCUAUAUUGCUAUAGAAUUUUCACAAAUGCCUUACUCUACGUCAUUUCAAAACAUUCUAUACAAAUGUGAAAAGGACCAUAUCUAAGUGCUCGUUUGUCAGAAAAUGUAAAAAUAUAUAUAUAUAAAAUAUGUAAUUGUUCCUGGGGGUGUAUAUAAACAGGACUUUAAGAUUUCAUGUUGCUAAAAUGCUGUCAGUUCCACUUUAAUGCCUAGGUUGCUUGGUGCAGACGGUAUUGCAUUUUCUUAAUGAAUAUUUCAAUAGAGAAACCUGGACCAGUUGUGUGUGUGUGUGUGUGUGUACUAUACGAGUUGCCUGAAGUAUGGGUUAACAGUAACAGUGGGAGGGGAUUAUAUUUAAAGAGAAAUCAGUUAAAGGAGUCAUUCACAGUUCAGCACAAUCAGCUUUUACUCCUGUUUUAUUUGACAUGGUACACUGGAAACAUUUGCUUCACUUUGUUCUCCAAAUGAUUCCCAUCAAUG
Molecule: messenger RNA, 7273 nt
Organism: Oncorhynchus nerka (sockeye salmon)
Lineage: Eukaryota; Metazoa; Chordata; Actinopteri; Salmoniformes; Salmonidae
Product: dual specificity mitogen-activated protein kinase kinase 5-like
Exons: 15
Coding region: 323-1330 (335 amino acids)
Biological process (GO): MAPK cascade
Molecular function (GO): protein binding; ATP binding; MAP kinase kinase activity
Source: RefSeq, a predicted model, not a curated record